CGAUUGAUGGGGACCCCAAACACGUCCGUGUGGCCAUUUGGUCGGUCGGGUCUACAAUAUUGAGCUCCACUUGGAGCAACUAGUAGUACCAUAGUACAAUGUACACAGGACGAGAGCGAUCGGCCGGAAAUGGGUCCGCCUGAUCAUCACGUAAUGAAUUGGCCGUAAUCGUACUCGGGCGGUACACGCAGGUUCCCAGUUGGGAUGAUAAUAUCGGAUCGGCCAUCGAGGGGGUUGAAGAACAACCCUGUGAAGAGGCACCUCUACUAACUGCUACUGUUUGUGUUCUUCCCGUCAGGAACGAUUUUAUCAAUUUUUGUAUUUUUCCAUCAUGUCCAUAGGCUUGUAGCUUGUUUAUAUGAGGCACUGAAUCAAAGUUAUGGUAGUCCAGUAAAAUUACGCCCACUGGGUUACCUUCAUCUAAGUUUUCCGUGUCCCGUGGUUUCCUCGAGGUUCGUCAAAAGAUUUGGAUUUGUAAGAUAAGAACUGAGAGACCCCAACCAACUUCAACAUGCUUGCCUUCGCUAUUUUUGCAGUGACGUUUGUAGUAGCUUUGAUAGCGGCAGUGGUUUACUUUAACCCUAGUGGUUCAAGCAAGAGACGCUCAACGGUUCCUGGUAUGGACCCGACAGAUCCAAACGAGGGUAACUUUCCAGAUAUGGGUGCUGCAGGCAGCCUGCAUGAGUUUCUCAUGAAGUUGCAUAAGACUUAUGGAUCUAUUGCAUCCUUCUGGUUUGGUAAAACGUUCACUGUUAGUAUAGCGUCACCAGAGCUCUUCAAGGAACACAUUGGACUGUUUGAUCGACCUCCUGAACUGUUUGCACUGUUUGAGCCUCUGAUUGGCCAGAAGUCCAUCCAGUAUGCUAAUAAGGCUGAUGGGCGGAAGAGGCGCAACAUGUAUGACCCAUCGUUCGCACAUACUAGCAUUGGAAACCACUACGGCACUUUCAAUGAGUUGGCAGGUGAGCUAGUGCAGAAACUCUUGACUAUUCCGAAGGACGAGCACGUCUCACUGAUGCAGCACUGCCACGCCCUUGUCAUUACGGCGCUGACUCGUACCUCCUUCGGAGACUUCUUCAAAUCUGAAGAGUUAAUCAACAAGUUUCGUCAAGCUUAUAAUAAUUGUUGGUAUGACAUGGAGAGGAGUCUCUUUCAAGGUCUUCCUGUGAAAGGAAGCGAUCGGGAAAAGAAGUUUAAUAAAGCUUUAGGUUUCUUGCACGAUACUGUACGCAACACUUUGAAGGAGUGUCGCGCAAAUCCAACAGUCGGGCACCAGUCUUUUAUCGACGUUCUCCUUGAGAAUGAACUACCAGAAGAUCAGAUACUAAGCGACUGUGUCAGCUACAUGGUGGGUGGCUUCCACACCUCUGGAAAUUUGUUUCUUUGGAUUUUGUACUACUUGGCUUCAAACCAUGACUGCCAGGAGAAGCUGCAUCAAGAGAUCAAGGAGGUUCUUGGUGAUGGGGAGGUGGACAAUUCAAAUGUCAAGGACAUGAAAUACCUUCGCCAGGUGAUCAAUGAGGGACUACGUGUGUCUGUUCUGGCCCCCUAUGCUGCUCGCUUUCAGGAUAAUGAUAGUAAGCUAGGGGGUCAUGUUAUACCAGGCGGGACUCCUGUUAUGCACGCUCUCGGGGUAGUGCUUCUAGAUGAGGAACUUUGGCCUGAGCCUGAAAAAUUUGAUCCCGAGCGAUUCAGCCUGGCCAACUUCACCCCUCGCCACAAGAUGGGUUUCCAAUCAUUUGGCUUUGCAGGGAAACGCGUGUGUCCCGGGAAGUAUCUCUCCUAUGCUGAGACUAGCGUCUUUGUUGCCGUCCUAUGCCGGGAUUUGAAGUUCAAUCUUGUCGAGGGGCAAGUUGUUGAGAAAUUCCACGGCCUUGUGACCUCUCCUAAGAGCGAAAUUUGGUUUACUCUUGAGAAAAGAGGCUAGCUCAAAUCAAGCGGACAAAAUUACUGUGUUGAAAGGAGUGCUUUAAAGGAGCAUUACAUAAUUGAAAUGAAAAAAUUGUGAAGAUCACAGAUUUAAAUAAAACUUACAUGGUCUAUAAUGACAAAGAAAACAUCCCCUGAAAUAUUUUUGACUGAAUUGUCGUAUUUGAUUAGAAAUAAAUAAAACUAAUAUCCGUUUUGGAGUUCAACGCUCAGCAGUGAGCGUUUUAUUCAAAUUUUGGUUGAAUUGUUGUCAUGCGAAAUGUGUGAUUGGUUUUUCACUAUUUUCUCGUGACCAGAUGUCCAAUCGAUCUCAAACUUCUACAGGGUUGUCAGUUGAUGUAUCUGGUGGAUUUUGUACUUCCAACAACUGUUUCAUUUGCAAAAAAAACCAAUUCUUUAAUGUUCCUUCAAGCAAAGAUCUUUGACAUUCAAAUCUGAUGAAAACUCAAAAAUGUUUAAAUUGUUCCCAAUGUAAUAACCUUGUGAAACUAAAAAAGUCCUCGUCCUUUUACAGAACUUUUGAGGGACCAAAAGUAAAAUAAAAAGCACAAUGCACCAUGUGUAAGGUGUUUGGUUGUUUUUUUUCUCCCAAUUUUUACAGCAUUAAAUGCUUUUGAAAAAAAGAAAAAAACUUUGUGAAUGGACUCAAGACCACGAAGUAAAGACAACAGAACUAAGAUGAAAGAUGUCUGUUUAUUUUCUAUUUUGAGAAAACAGAAUUAGCUGUUGUAAACUGCUUACCAACAAAAAUGACCUAUGGUAUAAAUGCAAACAAUGGUUAAUGGCCUGGCGUUUGGACCCUAGCAAUGUUUUUCUCAAAGCCCGAAGAAAGACUCUCAUUGAAAUGUCAGGCCAUUAGCAAUUUGUGUAUAUUAUUAAAAAAAAAUUGCACUGGGAGCUGUGCGAAACGUGCAUUGUACAAAACCAGUAAUCACUCAAACAUUUUGAGAUAAUAAUGGUUUACAAAUUUAUAUGGGAAGAUAGGCACUGCAUGUCUGGGAUUUGAAGCACCAUAUCAAUAAACUUCUGGUAGCCAUAUAGGAUUUGAGGCAUUGCAUGGUGAGGUAUCAAUAUAUAUUUGGUUUACACCAUGUGUGUAUCUACUUG
Messenger RNA from Asterias rubens (European starfish), 3036 nucleotides. RefSeq names its product cytochrome P450 20A1-like. Gene Ontology annotation, cellular component: membrane. Gene Ontology annotation, molecular function: iron ion binding; oxidoreductase activity, acting on paired donors, with incorporation or reduction of molecular oxygen; heme binding. The record is from RefSeq and is a predicted model, not a curated record. The transcript has 12 exons. The coding region runs from base 512 to 1927 and encodes 471 amino acids. Lineage: Eukaryota; Metazoa; Echinodermata; Asteroidea; Forcipulatida; Asteriidae.